AUUCGACUCGUCGACAGAAACAGUCGCGUCAACCGUUAAACACAUCGGGAAAGAGCGCGUGCGUGCGUGUAUGGACAAGAGUGAACCGUUUUUCGCGUUAGUUUACCCAAAAGCUUAUAACUCUGUGCUGUGCUGUGCUGUGCUGUGGUGUUCUGUGACGAGGCUAAAAAUAAGUGCAAACUGCUCAAAUCAGAAUUUAAUUAUUCUCUGUUCUUUUAUCAGACGAGAACUGAUAAAAAAAAGCCACAUACCUACAUAAGUACAUACGAGGAAGUGGGAAGAACAGAGCACAUUAUCUCUACUGAAUGUUCACAGGGCAAAACUUGUUUCGAGAAGCCUCUUGUGCAAAUUGCCGAUCAAUUAUAUGUAAAGAAGGAAAACGGCAGCAAACAGCCAACAAAGAAAAUAAACAAGUAUCUACAUAGUACAUGGUACAUACAAAAUUAAAUAAGAGUUCGCUUGUGGGGAAAAGUCUGUAAGGGCAUCGCAUCCCAGCCCAAGUGGUUUAUCUUGAUGUCAAAGCUUAUCUGUGCCGGGAGAGUGCUGUGUGUUAUGUGAGUGCGAGUGAGUCCACACAGGCAAAUCUCUAGCUAAUACAGCAGCCGAGUGGACUAGACAGACAGUCGCUCAGACCCAAGAGCGCGCUCCGCGAUCAGAUCGUUUAACUGAGAUUCCAUUCCCUGGCUGUCAGAAGUUACUCUUCCGCUUGAUUAAUUGUGCGUAUCGCAUCCAUUAUGACAGCUGAGACACUCAAACCGUUUAUAACACCAACGAGUGCCGCCGGCAGUUUUCCGGCCAAGCAAUCGAGCGCGGCGAAAGCCCAGGGCAAGACUCGACAGAUCAUCCCAAUUGUCUUGAGUGUCGUGGGUCUGGCCCUGGUUGUGGCCAUCCUCAGCCUAACGAUCUGGCAGUCAUCGCGUGUCACGCAUCUGGACAAGGAGCUGCAGAGUCUUAAGCGGGUCGUCAGCAGUCUUCAGCAGCGUUUGGGCAUACAAUAUCUGGACGAGCUUGACGAUUUCCAAAAGGAGUACGAGAAUGCGCUCAUUGAAUUUCCCAACAAGCUGGAUGGCAUCCCCGAUGAUGAUGACGACGACGGCGACGGCGACGGUGAUGAGGACAUAGACGCAGAUGCAGACGAAGACGAUGAGGUGGACGGCUUCCCCGACUUCGACCCAGACGAAACCAGCAGCCUCUAUGACGAGUACGAUGAACCGGACGACACCACGCCAGCGCCUGAUGUGGAGGAACCGGAUGGCAACACCAGCGCCUCAUCUGCCUCGAACGACGACAAUGUCUACGAAGACUUUACCAAUUACAACGACUCCAAAAAGAAGAAGCAUGGGAGGAAGUCUCGCUCGAUUGCUGAAGCCGAUGUGCGCAAUGAGCUGCAGACAACACAGGCCAACCAAACGGAGCAGACCGAGGCCAAGGAGAGACAUUUUUCCAGCACACCAUCAGUGCAGCAUCAUCAUCGCCGCAAGCUGCGGCCCCGCACCAGUCGCCAGAGGGUUCUGGUCCGGAAAGGUGAAUCUCUUAUUUCAGCCAAAUCCACAACCAAUUCCGGCUCCCGCACCCCAGCCGCUCACUUCCAUCUGAAUCGCAAGGUGCCGCACCACAAUGCCCCCAUUCAACUGAGUUCGCACCAGGGUGACAUGUACAUUGGGCAUGCCACAGCGGGCAGCGACACCGCGUGGCAGGAGUACUUCAGUGUCAGCAACGGAGUACUGACGGCGCAUCAGCCGGGACUGUAUUACGUGUAUGCCCAGAUCUGCUACAACAACACGCACGAUCAGAACGGGUUCAUUGUGUUCCAUGGCCACAACGCCUUCCUUCAGUGCCUGAACACGGUGCCCACGAACAUGCCCCAGAAGGUUCACACGUGCCACACCAGCGGCCUGAUCCAACUGCGCGAACAGGAGUCGAUCCACCUGCGUGACAUUCAUCGCGAUCGCAACGUGCUGCUGAGGGACUCCAACAAUCGUAGCUACUUUGGCAUCAUCAAAGUGUAGGCUGGAGAACGAAGAACAAGCCGCCUCGUGGCCGGUUUAAGCUUUCGUAGUUCUGUCUCUACGGCAGACUGCUCGUGAAUACGAUCCAUCGCCUGCAUGGAUCCCUUAGUUUGUAGCCCUUCUUAGCCUUAGUUACACUCAUAAUCUGCCCAUAAUCUCAAGCCGAGUCAUGCACAAUGAACGGAGAAAGCAAUCAUAUUUAUUUUGUAAAUAUAAACCUCUACGAUACCAUAAAAAAAGGUGAAUAAAAAUAUAGUUGAACUUGUAAA
Messenger RNA from Drosophila guanche, 2278 nucleotides. RefSeq names its product protein eiger (gene egr). The transcript has 7 exons. Bases 735 to 2009 code for a protein of 424 amino acids. The record is from RefSeq and is a predicted model, not a curated record. Gene Ontology annotation, molecular function: receptor ligand activity; tumor necrosis factor receptor binding. Gene Ontology annotation, biological process: immune response. NCBI's taxonomy places the organism in Eukaryota, Metazoa, Arthropoda, Insecta, Diptera, Drosophilidae. Gene Ontology annotation, cellular component: membrane.